AUGGCCGAUAUUAACGUGGACGUCCUCGUCAUUGGCAUGGGACCUACUGGUCUCGGUGCUGCCAAGCGUCUCAACCACAUUAACGGCCCUUCAUGGCUGAUUCUUGACUCCUCUGACAAGGCCGGUGGUCUUGCCGGCACUGACACCACCCCCGAGGGUUUCCUCUACGACGUCGGUGGCCACGUUAUCUUCUCCCACUACAAGUACUUCGACGACUGUCUCGACGAGGCUCUUCCCAAGGAGGAUGACUGGUACACCCACCAGCGUAUCUCCUACGUGCGCUACAAGGAGCUCUGGGUUCCCUACCCCUUCCAGAACAACAUCUCCAUCCUCCCCAAGGAGGACCAGGUCAAGUGUGUUGAUGGCCUCAUCGAUGCUGCCAUCAGCGCUCGUGUCGCUGGCGACAAGCCCAAGGACUUCGACGAGUGGAUCAUCCGCAUGAUGGGUACUGGUAUCGCUGAUAUCUUCAUGCGCCCUUACAACUACAAGGUCUGGGCUGUUCCCACCACCAAGAUGCAAUGCCAGUGGCUCGGUGAGCGUGUUGCUGCCCCCGAUGUCAAGAACGCUCUUAAGAACCUCAUCCUGAACAAGGUUGCUGGUAACUGGGGCCCCAACGCCACCUUCAGAUUCCCUGCCCGUGACGGUACUGGUGGUAUCUGGACUGCUGUUGCCAACACCAUCCCCAAGGAGAAGAAGCGCUUCGGCAAGUCUGGUGAGGUCACCAAGGUUGACGCCGAGAAGAAGAUCGUCCACCUUGCUGACGGUACCACCAUUGGAUACGGCAAGCUCAUCAGCACCAUGGCUGUUGACCACCUCGCCGAGAAGAUUGGCAACCAAGAGCUCGUCAGCCUCACCAAGGGUCUCUUCUACUCCACCACUCACGUUAUCGGUGUCGGUGUUCGUGGUGAGCGCCCUGAGCGCAUUGGCGACAAGUGCUGGUUGUACUUCCCCGAGGACAACUGCAACUUCUACCGUGCCACCAUCUUCUCCAACUACUCCCCUUACAACCAGCCCCAGAAGGACGUCAAGCUCCCUACUCUGUACAAGGCUGACGGCAGUGCCGCUGACUCUACCGAGCCCAAGGAGGGUCCCUACUGGUCUGUCAUGUUGGAGAUUUCCCAGUCUGAGCUGAAGCCCGUUGAUGUCGAGAACAUCUUGAAGGACAGCAUUCAGGGUCUCGUCAACACCAACCUCCUCAAGCCCGAGGAUGAGAUCAUCUCCACCUACCACCGUGCCUUUGACCACGGUUACCCCACCCCUACCCUUGAGCGUGAGGGUGUCCUCAAGCAGCUCCUCCCCAAGCUCCAGGACCUCGGCAUCUACUCCCGUGGCCGGUUCGGUAGCUGGAGAUACGAGGUUGGCAACCAGGACCACUCCUUCAUGCUCGGUGUUGAGGCCGUCGAUGCCAUCACCCAGGGUGCUGUUGAGCUGACCCUCAACUACCCCGACUUUGUCAACACUCGCCAGAACACUGAGAGACGGUUGGAGCAGUCCUUUGCUUUCAACACUCAGGAGCUUCCUACUCGUGAGAAGUAA
Clonostachys byssicola is the source of this 1536-nucleotide messenger RNA. The record is from the annotation of a GenBank genome assembly. Lineage: Eukaryota; Fungi; Ascomycota; Sordariomycetes; Hypocreales; Bionectriaceae.